AUGGAGGAGAAUAAAGAAAAUUCUAGCCCUUCAGAAACUUCAGCAAACCUGGACUCCACAAAACCAUGCUGGUACUGGGAUAAAGAAGACUUGGUUCACACACCUUCACAGUUAGACAGCCUGGAUCCAGCUACUGAAUCCCAAUACCGGCUAGAGGGUGCCAAGUUCAUCUUUGAUAUAGGAACACGCUUGGGACUGCACUAUGAUACCCUGGCCACUGGAAUAACUUAUUUUCAUCGUUUCUAUAUGUUUCAUUCCUUUAAACAGUUCCCAAGAUAUGUGACAGGAGCAUGUAGUCUCUUUUUGGCAGGGAAAGUAGAAGAAACUCCUAAAAGAUGUAGAGAUAUUAUUCAAGUAGCUCGUAGCUUAUUAAGUGAUGUACAGUUUGGUCAGUUUGGAGAUGACCCAAAGGAAGAAAUUUUUGCUCUGGAGAGGAUCUUAUUACAGACCAUAAAGUUUGAUCUGCAAGUGGAACAUCCCUACCAGUUCCUCCUCAAAUAUGCCAAACAACUCAAAGGCAAUAAAAAGAAAAUUGAAAAAUUGGUUCAAAUGGCAUGGACAUUUGUAAAUGACAGCUUAUGUACUACAUUGUCACUUCAAUGGGAACCUGAGAUCAUAGCAGUCUCCGUCAUGUACUUGGCAGGCCGUUUAUGCAAAUUUGAAAUACAGGAAUGGACAUCAAAACCGAAGUACAGUAGAUGGUGGGAACAGUUUGUUGAAGAUGUUCCUGUUGAUGUACUAGAAGACAUUUGCCACCAGAUCCUUGAUAUCUAUUCCCAAGAAAACCAGCAGGUGCCUCAUCAAUUGCAGCAACCAGGGUCUCUUCAGUCAACACCUCCAGUGCCUUCAGUAAAACAGUCACAGCAUUUUCAAAGUUCUGAACAGUUAUGCCUACAACAGAAGGUGUCCCAGAGGACUACAGAGCAGCAGCAGCAGGAGGCAGAACCAUCUAAGAAACCACCUCCUCUACCUAGCCCUCCCAGGCAGGUUAAACAAUCAGUGGUGUUUUCUCCUAAGGAAAACAAGGCAGCAAAACCAUUGCCAUCCAAAAUUCCCCAAAUUGAGACCGAACACCCAUCAAGACUACCUGUCUGUCUACCUCCAGAACAGAAGCCAACCUUCACAGCUGCAAUUUCAAUGGGAGAGGGCAACGGGACCAGCACAACGGAGGCUAGAGUUCUACCCCAAGUCCAUAUUCCUCCUCAAUGUCAUCCUGCCCCUAUACAUCAGCCACCUCCUCUUCCUCACUACUCCCUUCCCCCGCCACCUUCCAACUACUUCAAUGGGAUGUCAAACACAAAUUCCUACAUGUCAGGAGAGGAUUAUCAAAGUUUUCAAUACAUGAACCCAGAAGGCCAAGUCUAUGGGGCUCUGCCUUCAGUAUAUGGCGCACCCACUCACUUGCCAAGCUACCCUUAUGCAUAUCCUCUCAACCCUCUGACACCUGUCCCAUAUCCUCCUCCGACAUCAUUUCCAUCACCCCCAGUUCCCCCAGAAACCUUGGGAUAUUUCCCCCAACCAACAUAUACAUUCAACUUUCAACCUCCAACUCAUGCUAUUCCUCCCUACCCUUCUCCAGGGCUUGGGAUGCCACCUGCCAGUUAUCCUCCUUCAGCCAUGCCCCAAGGUGGGCAAUAUCCAGUGCCACCUCCAUUCUUCCCACCUGGUACUCCUUCUGUAAGAAGAAUGGGACAUACAGAUUGGAUGAGAUAA
Molecule: messenger RNA, 1713 nt
Organism: Dromiciops gliroides (monito del monte)
Lineage: Eukaryota; Metazoa; Chordata; Mammalia; Microbiotheria; Microbiotheriidae
Product: cyclin-K-like
Exons: 1
Coding region: 1-1713 (570 amino acids)
Biological process (GO): positive regulation of DNA-templated transcription, elongation; regulation of transcription by RNA polymerase II
Cellular component (GO): nucleus; cyclin/CDK positive transcription elongation factor complex
Molecular function (GO): cyclin-dependent protein serine/threonine kinase activator activity
Source: RefSeq, a predicted model, not a curated record